Entamoeba invadens IP1 is the source of this 3778-nucleotide messenger RNA. Its product is annotated as serine-threonine protein kinase. The record is from RefSeq and is a predicted model, not a curated record. The transcript is spliced from 2 exons. NCBI's taxonomy places the organism in Eukaryota, Evosea, Mastigamoebida, Endamoebidae. The annotation marks the transcript as partial.
AUGUUGUCAUUACUGCCAUUGUUCGUCACGAUAUUUGGCGCACUCUCGGAACCGAGUUUUCACUGUUAUAACCCAGUGAAUCGGACUAUUCUCAUGUACUUUAACACGGAGAAAGGUAAGUUCGACUGUUUACCCCUUCCACCGACUGUUCGAGUUGAUUGGGUUGGGACCGAUGACUUUGGAGGGACAUAUUAUAUUGGGAAUGGUACUGCCGAUUAUAUCGGGAGUACUACUUUAAGUAUUGUUCAGAUGUCACGAUCGAACAAUUCGGUUAAUGUCGAUUGUAAGAAUCCGAUAAUUUUUGAAGCGGGACAUGGCUUAACUAAUAUGACAUUAGUGGACUAUGGCGAUCGUACGUAUUGGUCCUUUGAUAACAAGAACUUACCGGAAGGCUUUGGGUUUGAGUUUAAGAAGAAGCCAUUAGUAUGGGCACCUACUACUUUGAAUGUUACAUCGAAGAGUACUGUGUAUAUGAUAGCUGACGAUUAUAUGUACUAUCAUAUCUACAAGAAUGAGAGCGACGCUUUUAUCUACUACGAAGGCUUAUCAGAUGUCAGUGGAAGUAUUCCAUUUGUAAGAACACAUCGGUACGACGAUACGUCGUACGACUGCGUCUACCAAUUCUCGUCGAAAGUCCUUCUUAUGCCCGAUGUCUCCGAUUCAAACUUUAAGAUGAUCAACGUCUGUGAGAGGAGAAACGUCACGCGAUAUCUCCAAUGUUUCUGGUCGAAGGGACAAUUCACCGACUGCACGUGUAAGUCGACGACACACGAAAAGACUUUGAAAACGUCGAAUGGGCUCAAUUACCCGGACUGUCUGCACUUGUCGAAGCUCUACGACUUGGGGCUGAACUAUGAAAAUACACAACUUUUGAUUGAUACCCCCCUCACAGCAACUUGGAACGAUUUUGUCAUCCCACAACGUAUGGAAUCUCUCACUGUUGACUUCGACACAGAAAAGGUCAACAAGGAAGAUCAAGUGUUGUUCAUAGACAACGACUUCUCACUGCCGACAUUCCCAUUUACCGUGAAUGGAGGAUUUAUAGUGAAUGGGGUGUUGACUAUUGAGACGGCUGCUGAGUACAGUUUUGACGAAUUGUUCUGCCAAGAGAUCUCGGUCGACUCGUUGGUUGAAGCCAAUGUCAUCAUCUUUUCAUCGAAAGUGAAUUUGACAGUGAAAGAGAAAUUAGUGAGUCAAGGGUUAGUGAGUGUGUGUGGUGCUGAUGGAGAGACGCAGCGAUGGGUGAAGAAGGCGGAGAGUCAAUUAGUGUCUUGUGGGUGUCGAGUGACGGACGACAAUUCAUUCUCUGAAUUUGAUUGUAAUAGAACGUCAUUGGAGAAGGCGAGUCAAUUAGAAUUGAUGAUGUCAAGAAGUGAAUAUAACGGACAACAUUUCGAUCGCUAUUGGAAGGCAAUUCUCUUUGAAGGAAGUGGGAAGAGGACAUUAAGUGGGAAGAGUCAUACUAUUACUACCUGUGCGUUCCAAAGCUCAAAUAAGGAAUAUGCCAUUAACACCAAUUUGAUGUGUACAAAUACGGAGAUCAACUCAGGAGUCUCUAUUGAAGUCAAUGGAGCUUUUCAAACAAAGAGUUUGACGAUUAAAGGAGACUUUUUAAAAACUAACGACGCACCAAUUUUUAGAGCAAACUCGUCGAUGUUUAAUGAACUGAAUGAUAUCACUGUUGAACAAAUGACAAGUUCGUCGACGGAGUGUAUCAAUUUGGUGCUUUUUACACAGAAGCAAGAGGAAGUGACGAGUCGAGUAGUUGGAGAGUAUACUUUGUUCUCUACUGACCAAAUAUUAAGGCUGUGUCCAACAAAUCAUAUUGACACAUCUAUCACUUGCGAAGUAACGAAAGAUGGAACUUUUGUUCUACCACAAUGCCCUUGUCAAGGAACUAAUUGUGUUGUUGAAGUCCCGGAGAGUGUCUCUGUGGUAAGUAAUAAAAUUAUCGACUCAUCAUUUACUGGAACACUGAAAAUCAAUGGAGAUGUUACGAUUGAUUCAGUCGAGUUCAUUCAACAAUUACUCACUACACAAAGCGCGAUAUUGACAUUUUCAAAUUCGGAACAUCUCACUGUUGAGAGUCUCCAAACAAGUGGAGAGACGUUGAUCGUCUCGAAAAUCAAACUUUCAAUUACACACGCGGCAAAUCGAUUUUCAAUCAAAUCGGAGGGAGAGGUCACAUUUUUAAAUGGCGACGUGUUGAUCGACACCAUCUACGAGACGGAGAAUGGGAAGAUAUAUAUAGCAGAGAACGUCAAUAAAGUUGAUAUAACAAAGGUGGUCUCCUCUUCCAUCCCUCAAGUGGAGGUCAUCACACUUCUUCCUUCUUCUAGCGUACUAACACUUAAUCGGCCUCCAUUUUUCAUCGACGAAACUACAACAGAAAAUCGCGUUGUCGCAUUUACGAAAAAUCGAAAGAUCGCAGGGAAGAGUGAAUGUGACAAUCAAGCGCGACUGAGUCAAGAGCCCACGUCAUCUUCUAUUGACUGUAAAUCACUGAAUUUAAAUGAGCAUAAGUGUUACUACUCACAAAAUGGGUUCUUUGUCGAGAAAGGCGAACAUCCCGAUGUCUCAUGUCCAUGUAAUACCGACAGUGCGGUGCAGUGUAGUAUUGAGGUUUUCGAGAGUCCGUCGACUUUAGAAGUGACUUCUAAUCUCACCACGUUAAUUAUUAACACUGAUUUGACUAUCACCUCAAGUGCUAAAACAUUCACUCUGAAAGCUUCAAGUGCGGUAAAGACUGUGACGAUUGUUGGAAGUAAUAACCUUCUUAUUCUCGACACGGAGAAGGGGUUACUCUUGAAUGUCCCCAAAGACAACCUCCUCACUAUCUCUCCAAAUCAACUGUGGAACGGAUUUGCUCUUCCAAAGGUUUCGUCUCCAAAUGGUUUAAAGUUAGCGACGAGUGUUGUCACUAUUAUCAGUUCAGAAGAAGCGAUGUGUACAAUUGGGAGUACUACAGACAGUGGCUUUGUCUGUCUCCAAUGUGGGACGGUCGGUGUAGUAGAUGGGGCUUGUGCACAGAUCGAUCAAUGCAAGAUCGUCUAUACUAACACAAAAGACAUAUUCUGUGCGCUAUGUCAAGAUGGGUAUGCCCCAACGAGUGACCGAACAUCAUGUAAAGCGUGUUCUUCUCUUUGUUUAACAUGUGAGUUUACCAAAGCGGAUGCUUCGAGUCCUGAAACUGAGAAGUGUCUGAAGUGCAAAUCUGGAUAUAAAGAAGUGAAUGGUGUAUGUACUCCAUUCACGGACCAAUGCAGUUACUACUUGAAUCAGAAGUGUGUGAAAUGCCCGAGUAAAUACUCUUCGAAUGGUGUGAGUGAUUCGUGCACACAAAAUUGCGCUGAAAAUUGUCUUGAAUGUGCCAUCACAGACAAUACCAUCUGUAUAAUAUGUGAUACAACACAUGGGUAUCAGCUCUCAGGUGGGAAGUGUGUCAAACCGAUUGGGUCAAGUGCAGUUAGUAACGCCAAUAGUAUUUCAUGUAGUGAUAUGUUUUAUAUACAAAAUGGUGUUUGUGGGACCUGUGGGACAAAUUGUUCGAGUUGUGAUUCGUCUGAGUGUUAUUCUUGUAGUACUUCAGACGGUGUACUUUCCAAGUCGCAGUGUGUGAGUGACAGUGGAUGCACACAAACAUACGAGAACAGAUGCAUCAGUUGUGGGCCGAAGAAGUAUUUCAAGGAUGGGAAGUGUAUGGAUAUGGACUCAAUGUCUUGUGUGUGUCAUCCGACUGAUUAUGUGAUGCGCGAAACAGCGUGUCAGUCUAAAAGUC